ACUUCCUGGCCGGCCCCGGAAACCAGCAGGCGUUGGGGAGGAGGGGGGGUGGGAUAGCGGCAGCAGCAGUCCCAGCCCUCAGAAAGACAGCAGGAAGGGAGGGAGGGCGGGAGCUGGGGGGACAACCCCCCAUCAUUCCUACCGCUAUGGGCCCAGCCUCCCACUCCCAUCUCCCCUCCAUCGGCCGAGGCUAGGACACCCCCCAGUCCCGUCGCCCCCUUGGCACCGACACCCCGACCGAGGCAGAGACACAGCCAGCCGCCACCACCGCUGCCGCAGCCUGGCUGGGGAGGGGGCCAGCCCCCCAGGCCCCCCACCCCUCUGAGGUGGCCAGAAUGGAACUGUGGCCAGGGGCAUGGACGGUACUACUGCUGCUCUUCCUGCUGCUGCUCUUCCUGCUGCCCACUGUGUGGUUCUGCAGCCCCAGUGCCAAGUACUUCUUCAAGAUGGCCUUCUACAAUGGCUGGAUCCUCUUCCUGGCUGUGCUGGCCAUCCCUGUGUGUGCUGUGCGAGGACGCAACGUGGAGAAUAUGAAGAUCUUGCGUCUGAUGCUGCUCCACAUCAAAUACCUGUACGGGAUCCGAGUGGAGGUGCGAGGGGCCCACCAUUUCCCUCCCUCGCAGCCCUACGUCGUCGUUUCCAAUCACCAGAGUUCCCUCGACCUACUUGGGAUGAUGGAGGUCCUGCCUGGCCGCUGUGUGCCCAUUGCCAAACGUGAGCUGCUCUGGGCUGGCUCUGCUGGGCUGGCCUGCUGGCUGGCGGGAGUCAUCUUCAUUGACCGGAAGCGCACAGGAGAUGCCAUCAGUGUCAUGUCUGAGGUGGCCCAGACCCUGCUUACCCAGGACGUGCGGGUCUGGGUUUUUCCUGAGGGAACAAGAAACCACAAUGGUUCUAUGCUGCCCUUUAAGCGUGGCGCCUUUCACCUCGCAGUCCAGGCCCAGGUUCCCAUUGUCCCCAUAGUUAUGUCCUCCUACCAAGACUUCUACUGCAAGAAGGAGCGCCGCUUCACUUCGGGGCGAUGUCAGGUACGGGUGCUGCCCCCAGUGCCCACAGAAGGACUGACACCAGAUGACGUUCCAGAGCUGGCAGACAGAGUCCGGCAUUCCAUGCUCACAGUUUUCCGGGAAAUCUCCACUGACGGCCAGGGUGGUGGUGACUAUCUGAAGAAGCCUGUGGGAGUAGCUGAGGCCCGGCUGUGAGCUCCCCUCCUACCUACCCUACCUUUCUUCCCACACCUACCAAUCUAGUGAGUCCUGGAGCAGGGCCCAGCCCUCUUCCUUGUUUCCCCUCUCCCCACCUGUUCAUCUCUUUGGAAUCUUCACCUUCUGAAGUGAAUAUGGAUACAGCGCUCCCUGCCCCUUCCCAGCCCACCCUUGGACUCUCUUGCCUCAGUGCACUCUCCACUCUGACCCACCUCUUGCCAUCUUGUCUGUGGAACAGUUGCCUCCUCCCUCUGGAGUGGCUCAGCCUACACAAGGGUGGGAAACACUCCAUCUGGUCCCCUCUCCCUUUCCAUUCCACAUUGGCCAGUGGACUCAUCCAUUCCAUGGACAGUUCCUUCCACUCCACAUCCUUGGAGUCGGUGGACUCAUCUAUUUGUGAGGAGGACUCUUCACCCUGUGGCUCCUGGAACAGUCCUCCCAGACUCAUCCUGAGAAUACUCCUCAGCACCUUGAUCCCCACCCCAGGGAGCCUCCUGUCAUUGGGGGCUGGACUCUUGUAACUCAGAGGUCUCAUCCCUGCCCAUACCCAGUGCCCAGGGUUGCGCACAUUCCUGGACGCACACGGCCAGUUUGGUGUCCACACAUUUCUCUCUGCUUCCCCUCCCUCACACCUGGUACAGUUCUUCAGUGGUCCUGGACCCUCCCCCCACAUCCCUGCAGCCCCACUGUGCCAUUCCAUCAGACACAAGGGGGAGAGGCAGACAUCAGGUGCUGCGCUCACUUCUCCCUGGGGAGUUGUGGAAGGAACUGAAUCCUGGCUGGAGGGGACAGGAGGGUUUUUAAUUUAUUUCUCUUUCUUUUGAGGCUUUCCCUCUCCAGCCAGUUUUCAUUUCCCUGCUGUGGCAUUAGCCACUCCCUGCCUCCCAUCCCAGACCCAUUCCUACAAUCGGGGAGGUGGGCUGGGAGCAAAAAGGAGAGGGUGGGACACAGCUUUGUGUGAUUGGUUUUUAUUACCUGGAUAACAGCAAGAAACGGAGAAUAAAGAGAGAGAGAGAUUUG
Chrysochloris asiatica (Cape golden mole) is the source of this 2222-nucleotide messenger RNA. It is a transcript of the gene AGPAT1, whose product is annotated as 1-acylglycerol-3-phosphate O-acyltransferase 1. Gene Ontology annotation, cellular component: membrane; endoplasmic reticulum. Gene Ontology annotation, biological process: phosphatidic acid biosynthetic process. The transcript is spliced from 7 exons. The record is from RefSeq and is a predicted model, not a curated record. The coding region runs from base 336 to 1199 and encodes 287 amino acids. NCBI's taxonomy places the organism in Eukaryota, Metazoa, Chordata, Mammalia, Afrosoricida, Chrysochloridae. Gene Ontology annotation, molecular function: 1-acylglycerol-3-phosphate O-acyltransferase activity.